CUGGGGGAGUGGAGAGGCGGGUGCCUGGCUCGCGGUUUGACGUCAGCGCUCAGUUGUCACGCACGCGGUCAGAACUCGCUCGGUGCGCUUCUCCCACAGCCGCACUCGCUCCUCGGCAACAGCGCGUGGCGUUAAUUCUAACUUUAUUCCAAGGAGCUUUCAUGAUUUCUGCUCUUCUCCGGCUGUUCUUCAUGUAAUCUGCAGAGCGGCAGGCAUCCUCUGAACCAACGACACUCUCUGCCCUCCUCUGCCCGCUGCAACAUCUCCUCUCGCGGGGCUGUGCUUUUUUUUUUUUCUUUCUCGGUUGGUCCGACGCAAGGAGGCGUGAUGGAGAAGAUGUCCCGGCACCCUCUCCCGCUGAAUUCCGCCUGUCUGCCGCCGAACCCGCAUGGAGUUCUGAAGUCCCUGCUGGAGAACCCGAUGAAGCUACCGCUGCAUCAUGAAGCUUUCAGCAAAGAGCACGAGAAAGAGAAGAACCUGGAGGAGGAGCGCAGUGCCCCCCAGUCGGCUUUCCUUGGACCAACUCUGUGGGACAAAACCCUCUCCUAUGAUGGAGACACCUUCCAGCUGGAGUACAUGGACCUGGAGGAGUUCCUGUCGGAGAACGGCAUCCCGUCCAGCCCGUCUCAGCACCAGCACCAGCGGGACCGGCACCAAGCACACCACGCCCCACCCUGCCAGCCGCCCAUCAUGACGCCGGUGCCGCCCACCCCGGCACGCUCAGUGAUGGACCUCAGCAACCACGCCUCCACCUCCGUCGUGUCCCCCAACUGCCUGCACAGCAGCCCUGUGGCAGCAGGCCUGCCUGACUCCAGAAACACUCCCAGCCCCAUUGAUCCAGAGUCCAUCCAGGUUCCAGUCAGCUACGAACCCGACCCGGCAGACUUGGCUCUGUCCAGCGUUCCGGGUCAGGAGAUCUUCGAUCCACGUAAGCGCAAGUUCUCUGCCGAGGAGCUGAAGCCUCAGCCCAUGAUCAAGAAGGCUCGGAAGGUUUUCAUUCCCGAUGACCUGAAGCAGGAUGAUAAAUACUGGGCUCGGCGCAGGAAGAACAACAUGGCUGCAAAGCGUUCCCGCGACGCCCGGCGGCUCAAGGAAAACCAAAUCGCCAUCCGGGCCUCCUUCCUGGAGAAGGAAAACUCUGCUCUGAGACAGGAAGUCGCUGGCCUAAGGAAGGAGCUUGGACGGGCCAAGAACAUCCUGGCCAAGUAUGAGGCCCAGCACGGGCCGCUGUGAUGCGGGUCUUUGCCCCGGCAUCACACACACCAGCGACCUCCCACCGCAUGCAGUUCUUAUGCCAACCGACGCGAUUCUCCUUAACUACGACGUUAAAUCCACCUCCGGGCUGCAGCUUUUUCUGACGAGGGUUGUGCGUAACAACCGCACGACGAAUCCUUUAUUUCCUUUAAGCAUCAGACUUACAUGAACUGUGACUUUUACCUGCUCUGACUGGAGUCAAAACAUACACACACAUACACACAAUUGUUAAUGACGAUAAUAGAGACUCCGCCCAUGGACUUCUGAGCCCAAGCUCUUAUGCUUCACCUUCGUCCUUUCACUCCUCAUCAUCAUCAUCCUCCCAGCACUUUAGAACAUUGGAUCUCUCCUACAGACUCCGCCCCAUACAGGUGUACUCCAAUAGUACGCCUGUUUAUAUGUAUAUACUUGGCCCUGAAGACUCUGUACACAAAUAAGCUCUCCCCCUCAAGGUCUAACUUUCUCCUCUUUAUAACUGAAGUCCUCAACCAGAUUUAAUGUUUAUGACAUGUACAAAUACAUGGAGCGCAAAAAAAACAAACAAAAGAAGAGAAAUACUAUUUAUUUCAUGCUAGAGAUCUAUUUUUUUAUUGUUUACACCCCCAAAUUAAUGGAAGCUUGCAGGUUAGCUUUGACUCCAUCAGGGAGUGUGUCUUUACACACUUUUAAAAUACAAAAAAACAUGCUUGUUACAAGUAGAACCCAAAGAGAUUCAGCACUUUCUUUCAGCUUGUUCUGGAGACCCCUGGUCGUGAGGGACCCUCAGCAGCGUCUGCUGCUUUAGGAUAAUUUUCACCUCAGAUCCAUUCAUGCAAACACUAUAAGGCUGCAGGAGAGGUUGAGGGUCCUCCGGGGUCCUCACUCAGGUUCACCCACACUGCCGGCCUGGCUGUGAUCUAAAAUAAAAACACUUUGUUUUUGUUCA
Fundulus heteroclitus (mummichog) is the source of this 2179-nucleotide messenger RNA. RefSeq names its product HLF transcription factor, PAR bZIP family member b (gene hlfb). Gene Ontology annotation, cellular component: nucleus. The record is from RefSeq and is a predicted model, not a curated record. Lineage: Eukaryota; Metazoa; Chordata; Actinopteri; Cyprinodontiformes; Fundulidae. The transcript has 4 exons. The coding region runs from base 328 to 1233 and encodes 301 amino acids. Gene Ontology annotation, molecular function: RNA polymerase II cis-regulatory region sequence-specific DNA binding; DNA-binding transcription factor activity, RNA polymerase II-specific. Gene Ontology annotation, biological process: regulation of transcription by RNA polymerase II.